Parus major (Great Tit) is the source of this 6143-nucleotide messenger RNA. It is a transcript of the gene GYPC, whose product is annotated as glycophorin C (Gerbich blood group). Gene Ontology annotation, cellular component: membrane; cortical cytoskeleton. Lineage: Eukaryota; Metazoa; Chordata; Aves; Passeriformes; Paridae. Bases 192 to 473 code for a protein of 93 amino acids. The transcript is spliced from 3 exons. The record is from RefSeq and is a predicted model, not a curated record.
GGCAAAAGAGAAUGACACAUGUGCUGUUUCCUUUUCCAGUUGUAAAGGGGUCAGGAGCCAGGCAAGGAGAGCCCGAACAAGAGGAGCAUUUUCCUGGGUUCUUCCAGCUGUUCUGUUCAAUCCCGCCGUCAGUUCUGAGCAGGGAAGAGAGACUGUCAACACAAAUAAGGCAUUUUUCAAAGGCGUAAAUUAUGAGUUCCCAAAACAAUGCGACAUCUCAACCACAUGGAGAAGUGGAGAGCCCCACAGCUGGAGCAGAUGUGGCUGUUAUUGGAGGUGUGAUUGCUGCCGUGGUGUUUGUCCUCAUUUGCCUGCUGGUGGUGAUGGUCCGGUACAUGUACAGGCACAAGGGCACCUACCACACCAACGAGGCCAAAGGAACUGAGUUUGCCGAAAGCGCGGAUGCCGCGUUGAAAAAUGACCCUGCUCUCCAGGAAGCAGUGGAUGAGAGCAAAAAGGAAUAUUUCAUCUGAGAGGCAAGGAUUUCCAUGGAGACUUCCCCAAGGGAAUCAAUCAGAAAUAUAAUAUCAACAGAAGUACUAAAAGAUGGAUAAUAUGAGGAUACAGGCGAGCAUCCUAAUUGAAAAGUAUCUCUUUAUGAUUUUUUGUCACUGGGUUGUUUCUUUUCCUCUAGCAGUGAAGAACUAAAUGCCAGAUACUUGCCUGUUGAUUUUAUUAGCAACACAGCUGGUCACAGUUGAAAUCAAUAUCAGAUAAGAAGAAACAAAAUCUCAGUAUGAGUGAUACACCAAAACCAGAUAAAGAUAGCAAAUGUCAAGCCUUGACAUUUGGUGAAAAUAGCAGAUGCCAAAUGAAAACAUCCUCUUAGAGAUAAUGAUGCAUCCUAUUCUGAUAUGAUGAACUACCUGAAAUUAAAUUUCAAAUGUAACAGAACAAACAUUAAACUAGAUAAAGGUGAUCUAGCUCAAAAAAUUAAAUGUAUAGCCCAGAUAUCCCCUUCAUCCCUUAAAUGUGCAUUUUUAUUGGCACAAGGGAGUUUAUUUUGUUUGGGAUUUUGGGAUUUACACUGGGAUUUUUUUUUUUAUUUUUGAAUUUUAUACAUAUAUAAAAAUCAAAGACACUUCAAAGAAAUAAAACUCUUGGAAAACAUUAAAAAGGUAAGAGUGAAGGAUUUAUUACUGACUUUCUCUAUAUGGCAGCUUGAGAACUGCAAAAUGUUGGAAUUUACAUAAUAGUAUAUAAUAGUCAGUAGACGUACAAAUAUGAUUCCAAUUAGUCUGUAGGUUUUGUGCACACAUGCAUAAAUAGAUAGAUAUUAAAAGAUAAAAAGAUAAAUCCUGGUUCAAGCAGGCCCUUUGAAACAAUGGAGCUCAGCUACAUUUUUUUCAUGUAAGAUAUUCUUUGCCUGAAUAUUUAUUUAUUUAUUUUGCAUUAGAAAAUUCUCUGAGUGCCCACCAGCAGGAUUUUGGAAUUCAGUUCUGCUGCAGAUAUGAGUACAUCUUUCACAAAUGCAACCCUAUGACUGUCACUAUAAAGAAACUUGUUCAUCUGCAUCCCACUGGCUCUAUUUCUCACUCUGUAUGGCUUCUGUGUAUCCUUUGCAGUGUGCUAGACCAGAGAAUUACACUGACAUCAAUGCUGUAUUAUAAAUAAAUAAAUAAAUAGAUUAUUCGUGGUGGGUCACAUAAAAAGAUCUUAUUCCUCACCUAAGAAUCAACACUGAUGAGUUUCUUUACUCCAGUAAGUUGGCUUCCUAAUUGAAGCCCACAAUUACCUCCAGAAAUAGGAUAAUUGUUCUCUGCACCUGCUCAUCCACAGCUGUCAUGGUGCCCUGGACCGCUGAAAAUAGAGGUGGAGAAAUUCAAGAUAACAAAUAAGAUACUGAUGAGCUCUGCUGAAGUUGAUAUAUUUUUUUCCAAUGCUUUGAUCUAUGUUUGUGUGUACAUAUAUAUAAAGUCAUCUACAGCUGUGCUUUCAAGACACUGCUGCUGAUCACUUGUGCUCACUUCUUGGCACCAAAGCCUGGAAAGCUCCUGGACUCCGGCGUUCAUUACUGACAUUGGUCUCAAAAAUAUUGUUAGAGAUCUGAGCAAGGCAAGACUGAGGACUCAACUGAAGAAACACAAUAUUUUUUUCUUUCAAUCACAAUCUCAGUCUUUUGUCAGUACUUGAAGUAAAUGGACUCUGAAUUAUUUUUAGAAUCCAAAUCCCUUUAAUUUUGAAUCUUAAAUCCACGUGUUAGCAUUUUAACCAAAGAAUGUGAAUUUAUGAAAUGCUUAAGUUACUUUCUGUAGCAUACCAUUGCAGAAUCACAUUGUAUUCUGUGGCUAGUGCAGUAUAAAAUUCACAAAACACAGUACUGACAGAGCUCAAAUAUUUUGAUAUUAUGCACUUGACUGUCUUCUUCUUCUUUGAGCCAUUAAUAUUUUAAUCAUUUUGCUACUUUUGAAAUAGGAACUAUUUUAUUUCUCCAGGACAAGUGUUAGAAAAAAAUCACUUAUCUUAACUGUAAGACUGAGUUUCUAAAACUGAAGACCCCUGACCCUCCAGUUCAAUAAAGAUGUAAAUAUUUCCUCUGAGAAAAGGAUAACUGGGGUGACCUGAGCUCUGCUGCCUCUCCCACACAAAGUGUGGGAACACCAAAGAACUUUCCUCCAGCCUUAGCAGGAUCUAAAGAGGACUACCAGUCUUUCAUGCAUUCAGAAAUUAUUAAUAUUAUUAGAACUGUUAAAGUAAAUAGACUUUAGAGAAAAUUGUGAUGGACAUAGCAAAUAAAUUCUUGCCUCUGUCCCCAGUCAUGAAAUUCUGGCUUUUGCAAGUUGAUCCUGCAGAUCUUAAUCAGACACCUGUGUCUUACCUGUUACACACAGGAACAUGACUUAGUGUUUCUUUUGGUGUGGGUGUGAGGUUUUAAUUAUGAGGUAGACUUAGACAAAGUGCCACACUGGAAUUGUAGAGGCCAGAUUUUCUGGUGGUAUAGCAUGAGUUCAGCUCAGCCAACUCUUACCAGUUCAGUCAACUUCAGACUUUGUGUCAUUGCUUCCCUUAAAUCUCAACUGAAUACAACUUCUAUAUCUCUUCUUAAUAGCUUAAUUAACAAUCUUUAUCCCAUUUUCCCUAUUUAUCUGGGCUGACAAACAGUCCAAGCAUUCAGGAACAGCUUCCCUAUUGAUAAUGAGCCACUUUGAAUAGUUGGGCAGCAGCACUUUUUUCGUGAGCUCUGGUUUCAGUGAAUUUAUUUCUUUACUGUGUCCUUCUGGGCUUCGGGGCCUUCUGUAUUUACAAAUUACUCAAGCACAUUCAAAAGAGAGAAGAAAUGGUUUCUGAAGGUUUUCUGCUUCUUUGUUUUCUUCAGGAAAAUCUUUGCUUUGUAAUGAAGCUCAUGAUACCUGAUGACUGGCAGAUUCUGAUGGCAUCAUCCUGUUUUUCACUCAUACAAUAACUUUACUGUCUUGAAUCAUUCAAUUUAGGUGUAAAAAGGGUGAAUUACAAACUUCCUAUAACUUUUGCAACUAAUUAGCAAAACAUCCUUCUGCAAGCAGCAUGCUGUGCUAAAACAAACCUUGUGUACAACGCUGAGACAUCUCAGCUGGCAGCCGUAGCUUUUCAUCACUGAUGGUUAAAUGAUUUUUAAAAUUUGCUUCCUGAAUAAAAUAAUAAAUGAAACAGAUUCUUCUUCCCCCACAUACUUUUAUGUGGGGUCCCUCUAAUGCUGUGGCCUGCUGUCCUGCAGCUCUUUGAUGCCCCAUCUUCUCAGCUGUGGCUGCUGUUCUUGCAGCUUGCAGUCCCCCAGCUCCCACCUGGAUCUCCACUGAUUCUCUGUGGCAAAGGAUUAGCCAUUUACUCAUAUAUUUAUCUAUCUAUUUCUAUUGAUGAAGGUGCUCUGCCCCUCUCUGCUAGCCAAUAAUAAUUUUCAAAAAGGUUUUAGGUUUGGAUUGCCAAUCCUAUGUCAAAUUUGAGCAAAUCUGGCCAAUCUGACCUGAGACAGAUUUACAGAGUGAUCACAUAUGCCAUGUUUUUACAGACAACAGGUCUAAAAAUAGCACUGCAAGUUCUGUAGUUGUUAAAUUUAAUGCUAUAAAUCUCCAGUGAUCAUCUCCAGUUUUUCUCCCUAAACAAGGGACCAUUAUGAUGAUCCCUCAAGCCAAUUGAAUUUGUCCUCAUGCCUUAAUGCCCUGUGAAAACUUGUUGAAUCCUACUUUGCAUGGGAAGUCUUAGGUCCACAUUUACAAGUAUAAUUUUAUAGUGAUGUAUGGGAAAGCAGUGCACCAAAAUUACCAAUAUUUGCUGAAGUUGUCAGACAGAAAAUAAAUAUGAUCCUGUGGGAACAUAGGAUAUUUUUUUAAGAUGUAUGGAAAUGAAAAGAAUUAAACAUGGUAUUUCUGGUGACAUUAGUGAGCUUUAAGAGUGGGUUCAUGAAGCUUUCAAAUUCUUUGACUGAUAAAAAUAAUCCCUUGCAAAGGGAAAUUAUCUCCUUUUAAACCAUUUCUUUUUGUCAGUCUUUGAAAAAAGUUUUCAGAGAUUCAAUAUUCUGACAUUCUGUCUUAACAUCUAGAACUCAAUUCCUUCUAAUUUUAUGAGCAUAACUGACAGUCCUCCCUUGCACAAAAGUGGCUGCUUGCCCAUCUCAGCCUCUGAAGCAUCAUUACAGCUCAGCAGAGUAAUUCUGUCUGAAAUAAGUCAGUCCCAACUGUGUAUCUGGCCAGCCAGACCAUGGACCUGGUAUACAUUUUCUUUUCUGGGGUUUGGUGUCUAUGGUUCCAGGUGUUCCCCAGCUCCAAUAUGCCUUUGCACAUUAAUACAGACACAAGGAGAAUUCAGUCAGCCACUUGUCAAGGAAAUGAGACAUAUAUAGAUAUACAUAUGUGUGUGUAAUUUUUUUUCUUUUUAGAAUACCAAGACCAAAUCACUUUGGGAUACUGUUAAAAAUAGGACUAUGGGAUUUCUCAGAACAUCAAGUUUUCUCUUAAAUCAAAUCUAAGAAUCACAGGGGUAUAUCAGUACAUGGAGAUAAAAAGGACUAUUUUCUUUCAACAAGGAAUGCAGACAAAGUGCUGAAACAUUUAUAGUUCCUGGAUAAGCAGAAAAGAACUGCACCAGUUAAAGCCUGCAAGGAUUCCUCACAGAACAGAGGAAACACUGAGACAAGAUGCUGAGAAAAAUCAGUAAUAAAGAGAAAGUAAAAAUAAGAGCAAGAGAAGGUAAUCUGAUUGCUAUAGGGAUGGAGAGAAGUUUUUUUUCAAACAAAAUAGAUAUUCCUAUUUGGAGAAAUCAGUGUAUUUUCUCACUGUAACUGCUGACAACAAAUUUCUUUGAAUUAUAGAUGUUUUCUUUGAAUUAAAAGAGAUGUUUGGAUUCCUUAUGUGUGCAAGUCCAAUCAAAAAACGAUGGUACAUACAUACCAACAGAACACUCACAUUAAAUGUAUUAAAAGCUGUUUAUUGCAUUUUCUAAAGUCUCUUGUUCUUCACAUGAGAAAUCUUUGUCUGUUUAGAAAGUGCAAAAGCAGCAGUUCAUUCAGGACAGAAUACUAAAUACCUGAACGAGCAAUGGACCCACAUCUGAUGUCUGAAAAUUUGGGUAAAUAAAGGAAGCUAACAAUAUCAAAAUAAAACCUAGAUGCUGAGCAAAAAUUCCAACCAUAUUACAAAGAAAUGAAACGUUUGUUGUAGUAGAGAUUCUUCUCUAAUUCAAGACAGUAGUAUUGUGACUGAAAAGAAGGAAUCCUUAUUUUAUGUACCCAUUCUCUGUGUGGUUGGGACAAAAUCCCAUUGAAUUCCGCAGGACAAGUAAUUGAUUGACCAUAUUUAUCCUUCCUGCGAAAAAAUUGUAUUUCCAUGCAUGCCAGAAAGAAGCAUAUUAAAUUAAAAUACAAUCUUUAUAAGUGCUGAGCUUUCAGCAUAACUUCUUGCCUUCACACCUUUUCUGUUGUUUUGAACUGUGUGUAUGUUGGAAAGCAUCUGAUAUGUUGUACUAAAGUCUAUUUGGAUUGCAGCAUUGCAAUGAAAAGAAUAGAGAAAAAGAGCAUCCAAAUCUUACUGCUGAUUUUAUAUUAAAGCUGACUAUAAUGUUUGUAUUUACCAAAGCUAUUAAUACACUGAUGGUGUAAAUCUACUCUAUUUUGAAUGGAAAAAAAAGUGAAGAAAUUAAUGACUUUAUAAUUAAAGUUGUAAUUUUCAGCA